Messenger RNA from Cicer arietinum (chickpea), 2012 nucleotides. RefSeq names its product putative UDP-glucose glucosyltransferase (gene UGT84F2). Gene Ontology annotation, molecular function: quercetin 7-O-glucosyltransferase activity; quercetin 3-O-glucosyltransferase activity. Lineage: Eukaryota; Viridiplantae; Streptophyta; Magnoliopsida; Fabales; Fabaceae. The record is from RefSeq and is a predicted model, not a curated record.
UAAAAAGUAUAUUCUCGUCAUCUCCUCUGCCUCCACUAUAAUAUAAAACUGCUAUAUAUCUCUCUCUCUCUAUUAUAUAAAAAAGAAGAGUGGUCGAAGAAGAAAAAAGGCACCAAAGAAAAAGAAAAUGGGAUCUGAAGCUCCAAUGAAGAUCCUCCUUGUAUCUUAUCCAGCACAAGGACACAUAAACCCUCUACUUAGACUAGCAAAGUCUCUUGCUGCAAAGGGUUCCUCUGUCAUCUUCACCACAACAGAGCAAGCUGGCAAAAGCAUGCUAACUGUUAAAAACAUCACCAACAAAACAGUCACUCCAAUUGGUGAUGGUUCACUCACCUUUGAAUUAUUUCAUGAUGGUUUAUCAGAUGAUGAUCCUAUUAAAAUAAAUCUUGGUGCCUACUCAGAUCAGCUUGAGCUUGUUGGAAAACAGUUUGUUUCUCAAAUUAUAAAAAAUCAUGCUGAGUCAAACAAACCAAUUUCAUGUUUAAUUAAUAACCCAUUUUUGCCAUGGGUUUGUGAUGUAGCUGCUGAACAUGAAAUUCCUUCUGCUUUAUUAUGGAUUCAAUCAAGUGCUGUUUUAGCUGCUUACUAUAACUAUAGCAACAAACUGGUACGUUUCCCGACAGAAACAGAACCUUAUAUUGAUGUUCAAUUAUCUUCUGUAGUUCUUAAAUAUAAUGAAAUCCCAGAUUUUCUGCAUCCUUUUAGUUCAUAUCCAUUUCUCAGAGCACUCAUACUGGAACAGAUCAAGAACUUGUCUAAAGUGUUAUAUAUAUUGGUUGAUUCAUAUGAAGAACUAGAGCAUGAAUUCAUCGACUAUCUUUCAAAAAAAUCGAUUUUUAUAAAACCCGUUGGUCCUUUGUUCAAUAACCCAAAAGCAAAAGAUGCAAGCAAUAUUCCUAGUGAUUUUGUUAAGAGCAAUGAUUGUGAUACUAUAGAGUGGCUAAACUCAAAGUCACCAGAUUCUGUGGUUUAUAUCUCUUUUGGGACUAUUGUGUACCUUCCUCAAGAACAAGUGGAUGAAAUUGCAUAUGGGCUAUUGAGUUCAAAAGUUUCGUUUUUGUGGGUGUUAAAACAACCUCUUAAGGAAUUGGGACUGAAGCCACAUGUUUUACCAGAUGGGUUUUUGGAAGAAACAAAUGGGAGAGGAAAAGUGGUGAAUUGGAGUCCACAAGUGGAAGUACUUGCCCAUCCUUCAGUGGCAUGUUUCAUAACACAUUGUGGUUGGAAUUCAUCAUUGGAAGCACUUACUUUAGGAGUUCCAAUGUUGACUUUUCCAGCAUGGGGUGAUCAAGUUACAAAUGCAAAGUUCUUGGUAGAUGUUUUUGGAGUAGGUAUAAGAUUGGGUUAUGGUAUGGCUGCAAAUAAAUUGGUAACAAGAGAUGAGGUGAAAAAGUGCUUAUUGGAAGCAACGUCAGGGGAAAAAGCAGAGGAGUUGAAGCAAAAUGCGAUCAAGUGGAAGAAGGCGGCGGAGGAGGCAGUGGCGGUCGGUGGAUCCUCUGACCGGAAUCUUGAUGCAUUUCUGAAGGAUAUUAAGAAGCGUGGCGCCUUCAACAUUCAGAAGAUCUAAAGGACCCAUGUGAUUUAUUUCCUGGUUCUUGUUGCAGGAAAUGGACAACAAUAAUUACUAUAAUGCUGUCAAAACACAUUUAUUGAAUUUGUGUGCAAAAUCCAAAACGAAACCUACGGAGAGGUCUUCUACAGAAUACCAUGUCUUAUGUGACUACAAAAUCAAAUGCAUUAUUUAGGUACAGAAAGAGACAUUUUUUUCAAUAAUAAUAAAAGCUAAUUAUAUAUUUAAAAAAAAUAUGUCUUUUGUGUGUACCUAAAUAAUAGGCAUUUGAUCUUGUGAUUCUUCUUCUUCCAAUUAAAGAGAGCCUAGUAUCUCUUCUUUUAGAACCAUAAUAAUAUUAGUUAAUGUAAUUUUUUUCUUUCUUUUCCUGAAAAAUGAAUAUGUAACUUUUAAUCAUCUAUUAUCAUGGGAAUAUUAAUGAUACAUUCCUUGUAGUGACUAA